AUGAACGCUCGACGGGCAGAAAUGGAGGCGGCAAAGCAGCGCGAGCUCGAGCUUCAGCGUCAGCUGGAGUCGAUGAACGACAGCGACAGCUCCUCGGAUGACGACAAGGAGGCGAAACAGGUGACGGAUCGAGAGGCGGCACAGGCCUCGGGCGGCAGCCACGCCGUGGACCAAGAGGCAGAGCAACGGAGCAGCCCGUCCCCGGUUGCGUCGGCCAUAUCGCCUCCACCGACGGUGGUCACGUCGCCUCCGACGGAGACGGAAAGCAAAAACCCCUACUUCAAGAUGAUGUCGCAACCUUCGGCGGCCACCUCUCCGGCGGCGAGCGCGAACGUUUCCCCCCGGGCGCCGGCGCCGGCGCCGCAGUCGGAUCCGACGACGAACCCUUUCCAUCGCAUGGCGCAGGAGCAAAAGGCAACGCCCGUCCCCUCGGCCGGUCCCAUCACGAGGAAGCGGGCAGACUCGGACGACUGGGGCUCGGACAGGGAGGACGACGAGGAGGACUCGGACGACGAUCGGCCCGGAGGCGGCAACGCGGCGCAGCUGGCGUCCAUCCUGUUUGGCACUAUGGCUCCGCCGCGCCCUCUCUCGGCGGCCGGCAAGGACGCGUCGCCGGCGAGUCCCGCUCCGGCCAGCGACGCCCGCAUCGCGUCCCCGCCGCCUCCGCCUCCGCCUCCACCUCCGCCUCCAGCGAUGGCCGGCUCGGAUGGCUCAACGGCCGCGCCGCCGUCGCCACCUCCCCUGCCGAGCUCGGACGCGCCAGCGGCUCCUCCGCCUCCGCCGCCUCCGCCGCCUCCCAUGCCUGGGUUUGGAGCACCAUCGGCACCACCUCCGCCGCCGCCGCCGCCGAUGCCAACGUCGGCCACACCUCCACCGCCUCCCAUGGCCGGCAUGGGAGGGCCGCCGCCGCCACCGCCGCCUCCCCCUCCAGCGGGUGCGGCGCCUGCGCCAUCCGGCGGACGGCCCAGCGGCUUCCUGAACGAAAUCCAGCUCGGAAAGUCGCUCAAGAAGACGACGACAAAGGACAAGAGCGCGGCGGCGGUGGCCGGGCGCGUGCUGGACUAG
Messenger RNA from Drechmeria coniospora, 1065 nucleotides. RefSeq lists its product as uncharacterized. Gene Ontology annotation, molecular function: actin binding. The coding region runs from base 1 to 1065 and encodes 354 amino acids. The record is from RefSeq and is a predicted model, not a curated record. NCBI's taxonomy places the organism in Eukaryota, Fungi, Ascomycota, Sordariomycetes, Hypocreales, Ophiocordycipitaceae. The transcript has a single exon.